AUGGCACUUGGAAUUCCAUUGUACAUUCUGCUCAAUGCCAUGGUAUCAUUGAGUAAAGAGGCAACUGUUACUGUAUCUACACCAAUUACAAGCCAACAAAGUAACUGGACAGUUAACAAAACAGAAGCUGAAUAUACAGAGGGGCCCAUAGCCCUGAAGUUCUCUCACCCCUGCCUUGCAGACCACCAUAGCUACUGUAUCAAUGGUAUUUGUGCAUUCCACCAUGAGCUCAAGAAAGCCAUCUGCAGAUGCACUACAGGUUAUACUGGAGAGAGAUGUGAGCACUUAACAUUAAAUUCAUAUGCUGUGGAUUCUUAUGAAAAGUAUAUUGCAGCUGGAAUUGGUGUUGGACUGCUAUUAAGUCUCUUCCUUGCUAUUAUCUACUGCUAUGUAAGAAAGAGGUGCAUGAAAUUGAAACCUCCCUACAAAGUCUGCUCUGGAAACAAAAGGCCACUGUGA
Messenger RNA from Dromiciops gliroides (monito del monte), 459 nucleotides. RefSeq names its product epithelial mitogen (gene EPGN). The record is from RefSeq and is a predicted model, not a curated record. Bases 1 to 459 code for a protein of 152 amino acids. NCBI's taxonomy places the organism in Eukaryota, Metazoa, Chordata, Mammalia, Microbiotheria, Microbiotheriidae. Gene Ontology annotation, biological process: positive regulation of cell population proliferation; positive regulation of mitotic nuclear division; epidermal growth factor receptor signaling pathway. The transcript is spliced from 5 exons.